AUGACUACUUUCACGAAGCUCAGUGAGCAGGAGACACCAAGUAUCUCCGUUCAUGCAUCGCGACGCAUUUCCAAGAUCAACCCUAAUAUCUAUGCCGGGUUCACAGAGCAUAUGGGCCGAUGUAUUUAUGGAGGCAUCUAUGACCCAGGCAAUCCUCUGUCGGACGAGAAUGGCUUUCGUAAAGAUGUACUGGAAGCCCUCAAGGAGUUGAACAUCCCUGUUGUUCGUUACCCUGGUGGUAAUUUUACGGCUACAUAUCACUGGAUUGAUGGUGUCGGUCCCAAAGAUCAACGGCCUGCAAGACCCGAGCUGGCUUGGCUGGGAACUGAGACCAACCAGUUUGGAACAGACGAGUUCCUGAAGUGGUGCGAGCUUCUUGGAACUGAGCCUUACUUUUGCUUGAACUUUGGCACAGGGACUCUCGAUGAAGCUCUUGCGUGGGUUGAGUACUGUAACGGUACAAAAGACACUUAUUAUGCCAAUCUCCGGAGGAAGAAUGGCCGUGAAGAGCCUUAUAAUAUCAAGUACUGGGCUCUUGGUAACGAAGUGUGGGGACCAUGGCAGGUCGCCCAGAUGACCAAGGAGGAGUACGCUCACAAGGCCUACCAGUGGGCAAAGGCGCUGAAGCUGCUUGACCCCACUCUGAAGUUGAUCCUCUGUGGCCAAGACGGCACUGCCUCAUGGGACUACUACACACUGAAACAUUGCCUGCUUCCCGCUCACUCGCCUCUCUCUACUAGCACCGUCCCUCUCAUCGACAUGCACAGUAUCCAUCUCUACACCUGCGGUUCAACUCAUCUCCCCAACAUCACUGCUCCCCUAGCCGCUGAACGCGCGAUUGAGAUUACCUCGUCCCUCAUCGACCUUGCCAUGAUUGAGAACGGUAUUCCUCCUGACCAGCCGCGGCCCACAAUCUGCUUUGACGAGUGGAACGUGUGGGACCCCCUGCGCGCUGAGGGCAGCAAGGGCGCUGAGGAAAGCUAUACCCUCUCCGACGCUCUGGCCGUGGCCAUCUGGCUCAACGUCUUUGUGCGUAAGAGCAGAGACGUCGGGAUGGCCUGUAUUGCACAGAGCGUCAAUGUCAUCUCCCCCUUGAUGACGACCAAGGACGGUAUCAUAAAGCAGACUAUCUGGUGGCCCUUGUACCUGUUCUCGAAGUAUAUGCGAGGCUGGACCAUCAAUGCGCACGUCUCUUGCGGUGCCUAUGAGGGCGAAACGAGUCCCAAGUGGAUCCGCGCCGUCAAGGACACACCCUGGCUGGAUGUCAGUGCCACCUUGGGAGAGGACGGAUAUGUUAAUGUUGCUGUCGUCAACAUCAGCGACGAAAAGGAUAUGGAGAGCAAGUUCGAGGGGGCUACUGGUGAUGUCACUGUAUUCGUGGUCACUGGAAACAGUGUCUCGGCCUGCAACAUGAAGGGAAAACAGGAAGUUGGCCUGACGGAAAGCACUUGGGACGGCAAGGGUGCCUACAAGUUCCCCAAGCACUCGUUCACUCUACUUAGGUGGAAGGCGGAGCAAGUUUAG
Aspergillus viridinutans is the source of this 1524-nucleotide messenger RNA. Its product is annotated as alpha-N-arabinofuranosidase. Gene Ontology annotation, molecular function: alpha-L-arabinofuranosidase activity. The coding region runs from base 1 to 1524 and encodes 507 amino acids. The transcript has 7 exons. Gene Ontology annotation, biological process: L-arabinose metabolic process; polysaccharide catabolic process. The record is from RefSeq and is a predicted model, not a curated record. Lineage: Eukaryota; Fungi; Ascomycota; Eurotiomycetes; Eurotiales; Aspergillaceae.